CUGUUGCUGCGCGUGGGAGGAAAUCUGCAGCUUUGCUCACACUGGACUCGCAUCACGGGCGGAAAUUCACCAAAGUUUCCUCUCAUCCUGCAGCUGCAGAACCAGAACCAGAAGCUGGACCUGGACCUGGACCUGGUUCGGUACUGAGGUUUUUUCCCCGCCUCGCUCUCUGUCGUGCCUGCAGAGUCCGGUGCGCUUUACGCUCAGCGCGGAGGAGACGCGGCGCGUUCAGGUCCGCAUGUUGAGGUUCUGAAUGGCUCAAUGUGAAGAGCACCACAGCAUCAUACUGCCAUCACCAGGUCACCUGCUCCACAGAGUCACGUAAAUAAACGACAUCAUUGGUGUUUCCAUGGAAACACUGGCCUCUAUGUGGGAACAUGAGCAUGACCCCGCUGACCUCUGUGACCUCGAUGAGAGCAGAAACAUGCUGUCGUCUUUGUGGGAAUCCCAGUGUGCUUUCACUCCCCCUGCUGGUCAGAUGUGGACACAGCAGCUCUCUCCUCACCUCCAGAGGAACAAACUGCUGCAGGACGCGCUGCUGCAGAGGGAGGAGGAGCUGGCCAGGCUGCAGGAGGAGAACAACAAACUCAGAGGAUUCCUCAGUUCCUCUUUUGUGACAAACCUGCAGGAAAAAGCGAAGAAACUGACAGCAGACAGGAGGAGUCUGAAGAGAAACCAGAGCAGCUUCGAUCAUGAACCCUCCGAGGUCAGAGGUCGUCCGUUCGCCAAGCAGGUCACCAAGAGAGUCUGCAGAAACCUGACUGCUGAGUUCUGCUCCGAGUCCUCUGCCGGGUCAGCCUCUCCAGAACCAAACCUGGAUCUCUGGGUGCUGCGAAUGUUGGGCCUGAAGGACCAGAACACCAUCGAUACGUCCAGCGAAUCAGAGUCCAGCUUAAGGGGUCUGGUGUUCGGCGACGCCUUCGGUUCACCGGUGUCCACAUCAUCCUCCGUACACAGCUACCGCCAAACCGCCGCAGGGGAGACGGACCACCCGUCCUCUGAAGGCGCCUUUCCUGCCAGGCCGGCACCAACCUGCUCUGAACCCGUAGGAACGUCGCCUGGCUCUGCGCUGACGGAGAUCUGCUCCACCAGAGGCGUCCAGCCGCUGGAGUCCAGCUGGACUCCAACCGAGCCACUCUGCUUCACCUCCAGGUCGUCUUCCUGCGCUGGGCUAAACAAAUCUCAGGCGCCCUCUGGUGGCUGCAGCGCUACGUCAUCGCAGCCGCUUCACAAACCGACAGAUUUGGCUUUCAGCAUGUCCCUCAGUCCGUCCAGCAGCGUGAAGACACACAGCUUCCCCCAGGGACAGGCCUUCAUCCGGAAGGACACGGGGGGCCGGUGGAACUUCACCUGGGUUCCCCGACAGGAACCGUAACCGACCCAAAGGAACCGGAACCGGAACCCACCCAAAGGAUUCGGAACCGACCCAAAAGAACUGGAACCCACCCACAGGAACCGGAACCGAUCCAAAGUUUCCCCCGGCAGGAAGAGACGCCUGCUGUCUUUCAAGUUACUCAGUUAAAACCCAACAGCAAUAAUUUGGAUUAUUUAGUUUUUACAAGAGUAAAAAAUGGGGAUUCAUUUUUCAAAGUCUGGUUUCCACCGUGGUAAUCAAUUUAUAAAUGUCAGAUUCAAACAAAAAUAUUUAACAAUUUAAUUAGCUCCAAUGUUUAGAAACUAAAUAUUUAGUCCUGACCCAAAUAUUUAGUGAGCAAACAAACUAUUUAGCUCAGAACUAAGUAUUUAGCUCUUAGAUUAACAUUUAGUUACCUCAGAGUUAGCUAAAAAUGUCAUUUAUAAACUUGCUCACUUCAGAGUUAAAUGUUUAGCAAAUGUGCAAAUUCAAUUCCAGAUAAGUGGAAGUAGACUAUCAAAAUAAAAGUUGGGUCUUCAGAAAUUUGGUUUGCACCAAAUAUACCUUACUGGCUAAAUAUUUAGCUUGCAAAUUUUUUUUUCUUGUAACAAGAUAUUUGGCUUGCUAACUAAAUAUUUAGUUAACGGUGACAUUUAUAAAUUUAUGAAUAAAAUGGUGAAAAUAUGACUUUGUAAAAUUACCCCCCUCCUGCCUAAAUACCUGAAAUUAUUUUUUACAGUGUAGCUUUACAAAAGGUGCUCCAUACUGUUCUAACUGGUUUCUUUUUUUAAACGUUGAUCUUUUCUGGUGACUGAAUGUUUAAUGGAAUUUAUAUCCUGCUUAGUAAACUUUUAUUUGACCAAAAAUCAAAACAAAAAUCCAACCAGAUCCUGAGAUGAGACUUCAGAUACUGAAACAAACCUGAACACAAUCCUUUCAGCGUUUUCAGAGAAGAACUACAAAUCCCACUGACCGUCCAAACUGUGACCAAUGUUUCCUCUGCCGUUGGUGAAAAACCAACUUAUGACCCGUUUAACUUCUAAAAUGAACAAAACUGCCUGAAAUUUAGUCUUAAUGUUGAGAUGUUUAUUUAUUUAACUUGGUAAACUGCCAGUUUGAUAAACCAAUGAGCCGAAACAUGGUGACCACCAGCAGAGAGAGAACAAGGAUAACUGCACCAAGAAUCCCUGAACGGGUCGGUUCGGUUCGGUUCGGUUCGGUUCGGUUUGGCAGAUCCUGGACUUUCGUUUUCAGGGGAGCUUUGAUUCUCACUGCAUUAACCCCCAACAUAAACACCACACUAGAUAUGCUAACUAAAUAUUUAGUCUGCAAGUUAAAUAUUUAGAUUUGGAGCUACAUAUUUAGUUAGUAAGCAAAGUAUUUAGGUAGUUAACUAAAUAUUUAGUCUGAAAGUUAACCAGGAGGCUUGUAAAAGAGACCUUGGUCUCAUUAGGUUUUUAUCUGAUUAAAUAAAGGUUAAUAAAAAAUAAUAAGAAAAUAUUUGGCUCCAAACUAAAUAUUUAGUUAGCGAGCUAAAUGUUAGAUCCAUGCUUGUUUUGUAGCUUGAUAACUAAAUAUAUAGCUUACUGUUGAUAUCUUUACUUUUAGAGCUAAAUAUUUGGUUAGCAAGCAAAAUGUGUAGUUUGAUAACUGAAUAUAUAGAAUGGAAGUUAUAUAUUUAGCUUUAAGCUAAAGAUUUAGUUAGCCAGAUAAAAUCAGCAAGGAGCUAAAUAUUUAGCUCUGUGUUAAAUCUUUUGCUUGCUAACUAAAUCGUUCAUUUAGGAGCUAAAUUAGCAAGCUAAAUAUGUAAUUAAUAUUUUAAAUAUUUAGUUUUGUGCUAAAUAUUUAGUUAGCAAGAAAAUUAUUAAGUCUGCUAACUAGAUAUACAGUUUGCUAAUGGAACUGGAACCUUCUAAUUAUAUGAAAUAUAUGAUGAAGGUAUGACUUUGAAAAAUGAACCCCCAUUGUUUAGUUUUCUUGCAAACUAAAAAACUAAUUUAUUGCUGUUAAUUUUUGACAGUGUAACAAGUCUCACUAGACUUGUCUUGGGACUUGUUACACUUAAAACACAUAAUUAUAAUCUAAUUAAAUUAAUUAAAUCUAAUUAAAUGUUCCAAGGCUAAAAAAAUCAUCCAGCAGAAUAUUUUGGUUGGUGGUCAUUAAGUCUUGGCUUGUUGGUACCAAAAAUCAGAUCCUGUCCUAAAAAACAAGCAACAAUUUUACGACUGUAGGAGAAACUGAGAUCAGUUAAUAUUAAAACAUGAAACUGCCUAUGAAGCAAAAACUGUUUUCAUAAAAACAACAGAAAUAAAAUAUUUAUAGCAUUUAAAAACAGGCUGAAAUCUAAAAAACAUUACAUUUUAGCACCACAUUACAAAAGAUUGUCCAGUUUUAUCAAACAGAUUUAGAACAAGUUUAACUAACAUUUCCUACCAGCUAAAGUCACAAUAACUGUCAUUAGAUAAUAAAAACAGUUUACAAUUGGUUUACUUUUUUUUAGAAACGUGGAUGAAAUAAAUCAAGAAUGAAUCAUUUUCAGAUCUUAUAUUUUGCAUUAGCUGCUAGAAGUGAAACAUGUUUAAUCUUCUUAUAUCUAUUCAUUCAGUGAGAUAAUGAGCCAUAAAUGCUAACCAUGCUAACCAGAACAGCCAAUGAAAUUAGUUCCUGAUCUGUGAUGUUUUCUUGCUAAUAUGCUUUAAACACUGCAUGUCAUAUUAUCUGUACUGUUUUUAUACAUGAGUUUUGAUUUAACUGAAAAAAUAAAAUGUGUU
This is a messenger RNA of Gambusia affinis (western mosquitofish), 4125 nucleotides long. RefSeq names its product geminin coiled-coil domain containing (gene gmnc). NCBI's taxonomy places the organism in Eukaryota, Metazoa, Chordata, Actinopteri, Cyprinodontiformes, Poeciliidae. Gene Ontology annotation, biological process: negative regulation of cell cycle; negative regulation of DNA replication. The record is from RefSeq and is a predicted model, not a curated record. The transcript has 6 exons. Bases 350 to 1375 code for a protein of 341 amino acids. Gene Ontology annotation, cellular component: nucleus.